AUGGCGGAAGGCAUGGAGUCUGCAGUGCCUGCUGUGACAGAAACAGAUGAUAAUUCGGAUGUGGACGUAAAUAGGAAGGCUGUUGAGUGUGUAUUGGCAUAUAUACAGAACGCUGAAAGUGUUGACUGGGCAGUUGUUGCCCAGUUCGCGUCGGCAGCAAUGCUUCUCCGACAGCGCAACAGAAAGAGUCGGGUAUGGGUGCGAGACCUCCUGUUGCCGAGAAACGAAUUCGGUGAAUUUCACCAUUUGGUCCGGGACAUGCGUUUGGGAGACGGUCAGGACUUCUUCGACUAUUUCAGGAUGUCCCGAGAGAGAUUUGAUCACCUUCUUUCACUCGUGGGUCCUCUCAUUGAGAGACAAAAUACAUCUUUCCGCCAAUCCAUAUCACCGGCAGAAAGACUUUGCAUCACACUGAGAUACCUUGCACAUGGAUCAUCCCAGCGUAUAUGCGCUAUGAACUACCGGAUUGGAAGCUCUACAGCAAGCGGAAUUAUCCGGGACACUUGCGAGGCCAUUAGGCAAGCCCUUGAAACAAUCUAUCUCCCGACCCCAUCAAAGGAUGCACUUGCCAAGAUUGCUGAUGACUACUGGAAACUGUGGAAUUUCCCAAACUGCAUGGGGGCACUGGAUGGUAAACAUGUAGUGAUCCAGGCCCCUCCUAAAUGUGGUUCUUUAUAUUACAACUAUAAGGGAACACAUAGCAUUGUGCUUUUGGCCACUUGCGAUGCAAACUACAAAUUCAUCAUGAUUGAUGUGGGAGAGUGCGGGUCAAGGAGUGAUGGGGGCAUUUUUCGGAAUAGUGAUGUGCACGAAAUGCUACAAAAAGAGACGAACUUGCCAGAACCGAAGAACCUCCCAAAUACAUCUGCCCAAAUGCCUUAUGUAAUUAUUGGGGAUGAAGCAUUUCCAUUGAUGAAUAGUUUAAUGCGGCCAUAUCCAGGAAGACAACUGCCACUUUCGUGCAAAGUGUUCAACUAUCGGCUGUCUAGAGCAAGAAGAACCAUUGAAAACGCAUUUGGUAUUCUGUCCAGCCGAUGGAGGAUAUACCGCCAACCUAUUAAUGCUUCGCUUGAGACUGUGAAUGCAAUUGUUCACGCGACUGUGUGCCUGCACAACUAUCUCAGUAUGAGUGACCGAGCACAGGGACACCAUGCAUAUUGUCCUCCAGGAUAUUCCGAUUAUGAAGAUGUAUCGGGCAAUGUGCACCCAGGCCAAUGGAGACAGAGUGUUUCUGACAAUGAAGCAUUAAGACACAUUCCAAGAACAGGAUCCAACAUGCAUGCCAGGUCUGCAAAGGAACUUCGCGAUAAACUUGCAGAGUACUUUUGUUCCACAGCUGGAGAGCUAUCAUGGCAAUAUUCUGUUGUGCUGAGAGGUUCCCAGCGGAAGUGA
This is a messenger RNA of Ornithodoros turicata, 1392 nucleotides long. RefSeq lists its product as uncharacterized. Lineage: Eukaryota; Metazoa; Arthropoda; Arachnida; Ixodida; Argasidae. Bases 1 to 1392 code for a protein of 463 amino acids. The transcript is spliced from 4 exons. The record is from RefSeq and is a predicted model, not a curated record.